Morchella sextelata is the source of this 288-nucleotide messenger RNA. RefSeq lists its product as uncharacterized. NCBI's taxonomy places the organism in Eukaryota, Fungi, Ascomycota, Pezizomycetes, Pezizales, Morchellaceae. Bases 1 to 288 code for a protein of 95 amino acids. The transcript is spliced from 2 exons. The record is from RefSeq and is a predicted model, not a curated record.
AUGUUCACUCCACGAACCAUCACCCUGCGAACCUCCCUCGCCUUCAUGCUCCUCCUCCUCGCAAUCGCCAGCGUCAUCGCCGGUCACCCCUUUCAAGCUCUCGCCGCCAGCACGCCCUCCUCUGGCGGCAGUCCAGCUAGGAACAACGACAAGGAUCUGACUUCGUCGGCGCCAUCGCUACGACAGAUGUACAUGCACUCUGAGCCCCACGACCACCGAAUGUCGCCUGGAUUUGUGGCUGUCCUUGUGGGAGGCAUGAGUGUGAUUGUUGCGGGUUUGAUGGUUUAA